CCACAGCAGUACGUGCCAAUAUUAAAAAAUUCGAACGUGCAAGUUAUAGGAUUCAAUUCGGUACUUCCUUAACACUCUUCAAAAUGAAACUUACGUUUAAAACACUGCAACAAAAGCAGUUCCAACUGGACGUCGACGAAGCAAGCAGUGUUGCCGAUGUUAAAAAGAAAAUAGAGGAAAGCCAAGGACAUCCCGUUGCCACACAGAAGCUGAUAUUCUCAGGCAAAAUUCUUGCUGAUGAGAACACUGUUGCAAGCUAUAAUAUUGGCGAGAAAGACUUUUUAGUUGUAAUGGUCUCAAAGGUUUCAAAGACGAGCGCAUCUUCGGCUCCAGCAACACCUUCUAAAGCAGAGACUCCGGAGCAGUCAAAGACCAGUGAGCCUGAAAAGGUUGUGACGACGGAAAUCCCUCCAGCCACAGGAGCUUCUUCUACCGCAGCAGCCGCCACAGCUGAGACAACCACCACCACGACUACCACUGAAGAAAGCAAAUCAUUGAAUGCUUCAGAUGCACUAGUCACCGGCCAACAAUAUGAAGAAGCCAUCCGAAAUAUGAUGGAAAUGGGUUUCCCACGAGAUCAGGUCAUUAAAGCAAUGAGAGCUAGCUUCAACAAUCCCGACAGAGCUGUUGAUUAUCUUUUCAGUGGUAUCCCAGAACAUCUUCUCCAGGAACAGUCCAGUGCUGAGCAUGAAUCAGCAGAGCAAGAGGGAGACAAUAAUCCACCAGAAGCUGACACCGAGAUGGGAGAUGAUACCCCUCAAAAUCUUUUCGCUGCUGCUGCUCAGCAAUCUCAACAACAAGGGGGAAGUGGCUCAGACCUAUCUUUCUUGCGAUCGAAUGAGCAGUUCCAACAGUUACGACAAUUGGUACAAGCUAACCCUAACUUACUGCAACCUCUUCUGCAGCAAGUCGGUCAAACCAACCCAGAGCUGCUCCGUAUCAUUAACAACGAUCCUCAAGCAUUCCUUCAAAUGCUUGCUGAAGGAGGAGAUGACGACGACGAAGGCACGACGGCUCCUGCUGGUUCACAAGUCAUUCAAGUAACGCAGGAAGAGAAAGAAGCCAUCGAUCGAUUGGAAGGUCUUGGAUUUGAUCGUGCGUCAGUUAUUGAAGCAUACUUUGCAUGCGACAAGAAUGAAGAACUGGCCGCCAAUUUCCUAUUUGAUCAAGGGAAUGAUGAUUACUAGAAAACUCCCUGCAUGUAACCCUCAUAUUAUGCGAAAUUUGAAAUAAACGAGCACCCGUAAAACAUUAUGAUUGUUAUUCAACAAAUUACCAGUUGGUCCGGAUUCGGGGAUUUCACCCCCAACGUUUGGCGGGGGGAUCGGGAAAUAUACUUGCUUCCUUUGAUAUCUGACACGUAGUGAUUGAUUGUAGC
Molecule: messenger RNA, 1378 nt
Organism: Umbelopsis ramanniana AG
Lineage: Eukaryota; Fungi; Mucoromycota; Umbelopsidomycetes; Umbelopsidales; Umbelopsidaceae
Exons: 10
Coding region: 84-1187 (367 amino acids)
Biological process (GO): proteasome-mediated ubiquitin-dependent protein catabolic process; nucleotide-excision repair
Cellular component (GO): cytosol; nucleoplasm
Molecular function (GO): ubiquitin binding; polyubiquitin modification-dependent protein binding; damaged DNA binding
Source: RefSeq, a predicted model, not a curated record